AUGGGCGGUAAUGCUCAGUGUAACCUUAACAACAAGAAUUUAGGGUUCCCCUCGCCUCCCCUCCCCUCUACUGGUUCACGAGGAAAGGGAAUUUUGAAGCUUGAACGGGAUAAUGCGAGGCAUCCACAAAAAAUCGAGCACGUUGCAUCUCCAUAUCACGCGCUGGGCUGUGGUGGGAUGUUCAAAGCCAACAGAAGCCUACCUUUGCCCGGGCUGAAUGGUGUGGACGUUUACCGCUGUGGUAGGAGUCCAACAUCCGAUUGUAGCGAAACAGGCGGAUUGGGCUCCCAUAAUUCGAAAACCAAUACCAUUAUCGAGAUCAACCUCAGGGUUGAUAGCCCCACGGGGAAUACCAAACAUACCCUUGCAAAUGGAGACCCCCUGUGCUACACUCCGAACAAUGACAAGAUGGAUAUCCUCUAUAUUCAAACCUGGAAAUCUGCGGUUUCCAAUAACAUGAAAAUAUGCAUAUGUUGCUUAUUCCAACUCUUAUUGGUGGAGGUGGGGGUUCCGGUAUUGGUGAUACUGCUACAACGGGGUCACUAUGGAACUCUUACGGAGUCGUCGGGCCCCCUGGCUUUAAGGCAACCUCAUGUCCCUUCUUAUCGACCAAGUGGAGCCCUCAAGACGCAUGCUUCUUCGAAUUCUGCUUAG
Messenger RNA from Paracoccidioides lutzii Pb01, 654 nucleotides. RefSeq lists its product as hypothetical. The coding region runs from base 1 to 654 and encodes 217 amino acids. The transcript is spliced from 3 exons. The record is from RefSeq and is a predicted model, not a curated record.